This is a messenger RNA of Nematostella vectensis (starlet sea anemone), 1039 nucleotides long. RefSeq lists its product as uncharacterized. Lineage: Eukaryota; Metazoa; Cnidaria; Anthozoa; Actiniaria; Edwardsiidae. Bases 135 to 905 code for a protein of 256 amino acids. The record is from RefSeq and is a predicted model, not a curated record. The transcript has 4 exons. Gene Ontology annotation, molecular function: protein binding.
GUAUUGUCUCGGCGCUAAAAACUCGCUUGCAAUCCGCGCGUUUUAAGAGUAGAAAAGAAACCAUUUUUAAACAUGUCAGCGUAGAGUAAAGGUGUCUUAUAUAGGAAACUGCUUUUUCUCACGUCGUUAUAAUAAUGGAAGACAGGGUCAUUGAUUUUUUUAAAAGCAAAGGGCUACAUCACUUGUUAAACGGACUCGAGAAUUCUGGGUUCACUUCUAUGCAAGACAUUAUUUAUAUGGAAACCGAGGACAAUGAACAUGUUAUCUCAGAUGCCGAAGACAGAAAAACAUUGGCCAUUGCACUAUAUGAAGACGAUCGUGUAGUGAGUGCACUUCUAGAGAGCCUGGGACUGAGUCAGUUCCUAGAAGGACUCUUCGCUGCUGGAUUCUCCAGCCUUGAAGCACUCCUGGGCCUCACGGAGCAUGCGCUAGAGACCGCUGGUAUGGCACUUAGCGGGCACCGAAAAAGAGUGAUGCGAUUAGUUCAGGCUCUGAGGCAGAGGUCAGUUGGUCAGGCAUGCGGCAUUGGCGGAUGGGAUAGCCACCCUCAACUCCAGCAAGGACGGUUUGGUAAGUUUUUGUGUUUGACUGCGAGUGUGCUCCCCCCUGACCACAACCAAACCGUGCAAGUCAAGUUUAUGGUGGAUUCCGGAAGUGACGUCACAACUCUUCGCCAUGACGUCAUCGAAAGGCUCGGCUUGCCGCGUAUUGGGACCGCAAGGCAGGCUGGGCCAGGAGGCCUGUUUAUCGACAGUCCUGUCUACCGCGCAUGCGUGAGCAUCGGGGAUAAGAUGGUGGGACUGGAGGUGGUACAAGAUCACGUGGAUUCUUUAGGUACAACAGUGCUAUAUCAGUUUGACCAUCUGAUCCGUGGGCAAUCCCAUAUUUGGUUAGAAAAGAAAUAGCGUAGGGGCUAUUUAGUGGCUAUUUUUUGUAGCCCACGUUUUAUACACAUGGCUCCUUCUAGAAAGCAUAAUCAUAAAUUGUUGUCGUUUAACCUAAUUCCAUAUUUUUUGUAUCAAUAAAUCUUGAUUGUUGA